Staurois parvus is the source of this 2067-nucleotide messenger RNA. Lineage: Eukaryota; Metazoa; Chordata; Amphibia; Anura; Ranidae. The record is from the annotation of a GenBank genome assembly.
AUGCAAAGUUCAGACAGUGGCUCAGAUUCUGCAACGUCAGUCGCUCUACGGACGUCUGCAUCGGCCCAGGCACCUGUAGUUCAGCCAGUACCAGCUUCCCAACAGGUUCAAACCGUUCAGCAUGUCUAUCCAGCACAGGUGCAGUACGUGGAAGGAGACGCUGUGUACACCAAUGGAGCAAUCCGGACAACCUAUUCCUACAAUGCUGAAGCACAGAUAUAUGCUCCCAGUAGUGUUGCCUCAUAUUUUGAUUCCCAGGGUGGAGGUGCUCAAGUGACGACUGUGGUUUCUACUCCCACUGCCAUUCCUUCCCACAGUAUGGUUGGCAUCACCAUGGAUGUGGGUGGGAGCCAAAUCAUCUCUAGCUCUGGAGCAUACCUGAUCCAUGGUGGCCUGGACAAUUCUCGCCAUUCUUUGUCUCAUACAUCACGUUCUUCUCCUGCCACGCUUGAAAUGGCGAUUGAAAAUCUACAAAAAAAUGAAGGCAUCACCUCUCACAAAAGCAGCUUGCUCAACAGCCAUCUUCAGUGGCUGUUGGAUAACUAUGAAACAGCAGACGGUGUUAGCCUUCCCAGAAGUUCAUUGUACAACCAUUACUUACGGCAUUGCCAGGAGCACAAGCUGGAUCCAGUUAAUGCAGCUUCAUUUGGUAAACUAAUACGCUCGGUGUUUAUGGGACUGCGGACAAGACGUCUUGGCACCAGGGGUAACUCUAAAUACCACUAUUAUGGCAUCCGGUUGAAACCUGAUUCCCCACUUAACAGACUUCAAGAAGAUAUGCAGUAUAUGGCAAUGAGACAGCAGCCAAUCCAUCAGAAACAAAGAUACAGACCUACACACAAGACAGAUGGCAUGAUGGAUAGCUCGAUCAGCAGCCAGCACACCUCUCCAGAGCAGUCCGUUGCUGCUCAGAGCCAGCACCACCAGCAAUUCAUAGAUACCUCCCAUGUGUUCCCAGACUUUCCUGAUCCAGAUCUGGGUGGUGUGAUGCUACCCGAUGGCAUUACUAUGUCUGAUGUAAAGAAUUUGCAGCUUAUGUACCGAAGACACUGUGAAGCAACUGUAGAUGUGGUGAUGAAUCUGCAGUUCCAAUAUAUUGAAAAAUUGUGGCUGGCUUUCUGGAACUCUAAACCGUCUUCUCCGGAUGGCUCAGCAGCAUUGUCUAGCGAGGAGGAGCAGGAAGCAGUCAUCCCGAAGGAGAAACUAAUGGUUCUGUGUAAAUAUGAGCCUGUUAUGAGGUGGAUGAGGGGCUGUGACCACAUUCUUUAUCAAGCUCUAGUGGAAAUUCUAAUUCCAGAUGUCUUGCGGCCUGUACCAAGUACUUUGACCCAGGCAAUACGGAAUUUUGCAAAGAGUCUGGAAGGAUGGCUAACAAAUGCCAUGACUGAUUUUCCCCAGCAAAUAGUCCAGGCAAAGGUUGGUGUUGUCAGUGCCUUUGCCCAGACCCUUCGUCGAUACACCUCAUUAAAUCAUUUGGCACAAGCUGCCCGUGCUGUUUUACAAAAUACAUCACAAAUCAACCAGAUGCUUAGUGAUCUUAACAGAGUAGAUUUUGCAAAUGUUCAGGAACAAGCAUCCUGGGUGUGCCAAUGCGAGGAAGGCAUGGUUCAGAAGCUGGAACAAGACUUCAAGUUAACCCUACAGCAGCAGAGCUCGUUGGACCAGUGGGCAAAUUGGUUGGAUAAUGUAGUCACCCAGGUGCUAAAGCCUUAUGAAGGGAGUCCCAGUUUUCCAAAGGCUGCCAGACAAUUUCUGUUGAAGUGGUCUUUUUACAGUUCAAUGGUUAUCCGGGAUCUCACCCUGCGCAGUGCUGCCAGUUUUGGAUCCUUUCAUUUAAUCCGACUGCUGUAUGAUGAGUACAUGUUCUACUUAGUAGAGCACAGAGUGGCUCAGGCAACAGGAGAGACACCCAUUGCAGUGAUGGGCGAGUUCAGUGACCUGUCUACUAUGUCUCCAGUAACAAUGGAUAAAGACAACAUGAGUGAGCUGGGCAGUGAUGAUGCGUCCGGUGAGACACCAGUGAAGAGGGAACGUGUGGAGAUGAACCACUCCCUGCAGGAGGUGUAA